Messenger RNA from Talaromyces stipitatus ATCC 10500, 1023 nucleotides. RefSeq lists its product as uncharacterized. Gene Ontology annotation, cellular component: nucleus; 90S preribosome. Lineage: Eukaryota; Fungi; Ascomycota; Eurotiomycetes; Eurotiales; Trichocomaceae. The record is from RefSeq and is a predicted model, not a curated record. The transcript has 4 exons. Bases 48 to 914 code for a protein of 288 amino acids.
ACAUAUAACGGUUUUAGUCUGAAUUCCAGGUCCAAUAUAUCAGCAGCAUGGCAGAUACUCAAUCCUCAAAAGGUCCCUCGUCGACAAAAGGUCAAGACAAAAAGCGAAAGCGAGAAGACGGCCACAGAACAGCUCAGAAUAGCAAGAUGCAGAAAAGAUGGAGCAAGGACAAGAAGUUCAACAAGAACAACAACAAAGAAAAAGACAAGAAGGGAAAUGGCAAUAAAGAUGACAAUAAACAAUUAAAUCAAACAGCUCAACAACCGGAGCGAGAAGAGGCCAUUGACGAGUCAAUCAGCAAGAUGAAUGAGCAGAUCCUGGCAGAUCAUUUCAUGCAAAAGGCCAAGGCACACAACAAGGAUUUGACAGCAGUGGAACUUAAUGAUAUGAGCGUGCCAGUGCAUGCAUUCCAAGAUACAUCCUCAUUUGAACAAGAGCGCAAAUUGACUCAAUUGCCGGACUUUCUAAAAACAUACAGUCCCGAGAAAGGCGCCAGAUUAGGAUCCGCAUCAGAAGAAAAAGGAAGCCCUCAUACACUUGUGAUAGCUCCAGCCGGACUUCGAGCAGCUGAUCUAGUUCGUGCGCUACGAUCUUUCCAAACCAAGGAUGCCGCGGUAGCCAAGCUAUUCGCGAAACAUAUCAAAAUAGAAGAAGCGAAACAAUUCCUGGAACGAUCGCGAGUCAGUAUUGGUGUUGGUACUCCUCAGCGAAUAAUUGAUCUGUUAGAGUCUGGAACGCUGAAAACCGCAAAUCUCGAACGUAUCGUCAUUGAUGGCUCGCAUAUUGAUCAGAAGAAACGUAGCAUAUUCGAUAUGAAGGAAGUGUAUGCUCCGUUGUUGAAGCUUUUGGCGAGGGAAGAGUUGAAGGAGCGUUAUGGAGCCAAGGAUAAGGAUUUGAAAAUACUUGUAUACUGAGCGAUACGAUAAUUAUCAACUAUGCAUAUUCCAUAUCCAUGGAUGUAUACACAUGUGAAUUAACCACCCGGACCGAAUCAGAAUCCCUGCUCGCCUAGAUAAUCAACAG